GGUGCAAUUUAUUAAAGUGAGAACAUAAUAACAAUACCUUAAUUAUAAGCUCAAUCAUAUAUUUGAUCGAUGGCCAGCUUCUCAGCAAGCGAAUCGAAAUGGAAAUGGCUGUUUGUGUUGACAUUAGCGCUGGCCUUAGCUUGUCAUCAAGUUGGUGGAAAUCCACAAGAUCCUCCCGGUGAUACCCUUCCCGCAGGAACCUCUCCCAAUGGGAAUAUUCCCGGAGGAACUCCUCCUCGCCCAAACAUUCCUGGAGGAAACUUUCCGGGUGGCAAUUUUCCAGGUGGCAACUUCCCUGGAGGCAACUUUCCCGGUGGUAAUUUUCCGGGUGGCAACUUUCCGGGUGGCAGGCCUGGUGGCAACUUUCCUGGAGGAAACAUUCCGGGUGGCAACUUCCCUGGAGGAAACAUUCCGGGUGGCAGGCCUGGUGGCAACUUUCCUGGAGGAAACAUUCCGGGUGGCAACUUUCCUGGUGGAAAUUUUCCGGGUGGCAGGCCGGGUGGCAAUUUUCCUGGAGGAAACAUUCCGGGUGGCAACUUUCCUGGUGGAAAUUUUCCGGGUGGCAGGACGGGUGGCAAUUUUCCUGGAGGAAACAUUCCGGGUGGCAACUUUCCUGGUGGAAAUUUUCCUGGUGGAAACAUUCCUGGAGGAAAUUUUCCGGGUGGUAGGCCUGGUGGCAACUUUCCUGGAGGAAACAUUCCCGGAGGAAAUUUUCCUGGUGGGCCUGGUGGCAACUUUCCUGGAGGAAACAUUCCGGGUGGCAACUUUCCUGGUGGAAAUUUUCCAGGUGGAAACAUUCCUGGAGGAAAUUUUCCGGGCGGCAAUUUUCCAGGUGGAAAUUCUCCUCGUGGUAAUUUUCCAGGUGGCAACUUUCCUGGAGGAAACAUUCCUGGUGGCAAUUUUCCAAGUGGAAAUUUUCCUCGAGGAAACUUUCCAGGAAACCCCGGUAGCAACGUUCCCGGGAGAAUGUUUCCCGGUGGGGGAAGAGAAGGUGUCAAGUCCGAUCCUUAAUCCAAUCCAUAAACUAUGCAUUCAUGCAUGGUCUUAGUUAAUCUACACGACAUGCAUGUUAAUGCUAUAUAAUAAAUUACGAUCGAAUAAGUCUCAUAUAAUUAAGUAGUCUCAUGUUAUAAUAAGUGUCAUCGUAUGUAUGUUUCUAUUGUUAGCAUCUCCUUAUUAAUAAGAUCUCAUAUGUAUUAUGUAAAAGCUACACUUCGAUGAUGAUAAUAAUAUUGGGAUGUUAUUGCUAUA
This is a messenger RNA of Andrographis paniculata, 1251 nucleotides long. Its product is annotated as glycine-rich cell wall structural protein 1-like. The record is from RefSeq and is a predicted model, not a curated record. The transcript is spliced from 2 exons. The coding region runs from base 70 to 1011 and encodes 313 amino acids. Lineage: Eukaryota; Viridiplantae; Streptophyta; Magnoliopsida; Lamiales; Acanthaceae.